CUGACCAACACUUUUGAUGACGAAGUACACCUUCACCUUAAAGCGGAAGUAAAGAUUGACAGCUUCGUCCAAAUCUAAUGUAAAAGCAAAUCUUUCGAAUGAAGGAUAGUGUUAAAUUAUGAAAUAUGGGGUUUGGGACAGACCUGCAAGGCAAGGAUUCCCAUGAUGCCCUUGUGCGUUGCCAUGACACUGAAAUUAGAUUGUAUGAAAAUAUUAAACGUUGCUUAAAUAUUCGGAUAGACAGUGAUAAGAAAUAUGCGACAUCUUUAACAACAUUUGUACAACAAGCUCAGAAAGUUGAUUUCUCAGAGUUCUCUUCAACAUGUGCUGUCAUGCAGGCAUGGGAUGUUAUCAUUCAAGAGACAGAGAAAUUUGUCCAGCAAUUAAAGAGAAACGUAGAAGAACUGACAACAGACACAAUGGAAAAGCUGAACGAGAUAUUACAUGAGAAAAAGACAGUGAAAAAACAGUACUUAGAGGAGAGAAAUCAUCUAGAAAAUGAUUUCUCUAAGGUGCAGACAGCGGUUAGAACACAGAAACAAGAAUAUGAUAAGUGUCUGGGCAAACUCCAACAGGAUCAGGCAAAACUUCAGGAUCUUAAAGGGAAAGCUAAAUCUGGAGGAAAGUUGGACAAGGCUAAAUUAGACCAUAAAAAAUCCAUGGUAAAGCUACAUACAGUUCACAACAACUAUGUUUUAUCCUUACAAGAAGUGUGCUUACAUCAAAAAGAGUAUCUCAAUCAGACUUUACCAGAGUUUUUAGAUUCUCAUCAGGCGACGCAGGAAGCACUUGCUCAGCAAUGUAAAGAUUUCCUGCAGAGUUUUUACACCAAUACAAAUUUCUGUAGUGAAGACUUCUGUGAUAUGUCCAAACAAAUAUCCGACUCCAUCGGAGAAAUAGUCCCUGAAAAUCACUUUGUACAGUUUAUAGAUGCCUUCAAAUCCGAUCCAAUAGAAAAUGUGACGUUUGAAUUUGAUGAAGGUUUGAUUAGUAAUGUAACAGGGGAUCUGAAAGCUGACACAAUACAACUCAACGCAGAGACACAUGACACUCUCAAAACAAGGUUACAGUCACUGGAAGAGGAAGAAAGUACGACAAAACAAGAAUUAGAAAGUAAGGAAGAGGCCUUGAAAGGGGUGGAGGAUGAUAUCACACAAAUAGAAUGUAGUCCCAAAGACAAAGAUAAUAGUAUGUUAUUAAAGAAAAAGAGGCAACGAUAUCUACAGAAGAAACGAGAGCGACACAAAUGUCUGUUAGAGGUAACAGAGACAAAAGCCAAGUUGGAAAUCCAGUCACAGAUGAUUCAACGGAUAAAAGAUUCACUUGAUGCCGUAGGGGAUGAGAUGCCUAAAAUGUUAGACAAUGGGGAUGAUUGUGAUGUCUCUUUGACAAGUGAUUCCAACCAACCUCAAACCAGUACCAUAGCAAAGGCCGGGAAACCAUUCAAGUCAUUGUUUAAUAAAUUCAAGAAAGCAGACGGAGGUGAAAAGAGUACACACUAUGAAGACAAUGAAGUCAAUGAAGCGAAUCAUACAAAUAAUGCACAUGAAAUCAACUCAAGUGAUGUAGAGGCUGUGUUGGAAGAGCAGGAGUGGUUCCAUGGCGUUCUGCCAAGGGAAGAGGUUCAACGUCUGCUCAAUAAAGAUGGAGAUUUCAUCGUGAGGGAAAGUAAAAACAAGAAAACAAGUGAAGUCCAGUAUGUUCUGUCAGCUUUUUGGAACGGACAUAAACACUUUAUUAUACAGUAUGGAGAGGGAGGAUGGAGGUUUGAAGGAGAUUCUUACCCGACCAUUCCAGAGUUAGUGACAGUCCAGUAUAAAAGUGGGACCAUCGUGACGGCUAAGUCUCAGUGUAUACUCAGUACUCCUAUCAUCAAAGAACUCUGGCAGUUAAAUAACGAUGAUAUAGCUUUAGAAAUGAAGAUCGGCAAUGGUAAUUUUGGUGAGGUAUACAAAGGGUUAUAUAAACCUAAGAACCAGGUUGUGGCUAUAAAGACUUGUCGAGAUACGCUCUCUGAUGAUCAGAGGAAGAAGUUCUUACAAGAAGGAAGGAUCUUAAAACAAUAUGAUCAUCCUAAUAUUGUACAGUUCAUUGGAAUAGCUGCUCAGAGACAACCUGUUAUGAUUGUGAUGGAAUAUGUGGCAGGUGGUGCACUGUUAAGUUAUUUACGGAAACAUGGAAAAACUCAAUCAAAGAAACAGUUAACAAAGAUGUGUGAAGAUGCAGCUAAUGGAAUGGCAUAUCUGGAAAAUAAAAACUGUAUCCAUCGAGAUCUAGCAGCUCGUAACUGUCUAGUGGGUGACAGCAAUGUUGUUAAGAUAUCAGAUUUUGGUAUGUCUCGAGAGGAAGAGGAGUAUACUGUAUCAGACGGACUGAAACAAAUCCCCAUAAAAUGGACAGCACCAGAAGCCUUGUUAUAUGGUAAAUACACAUCUCUUUGUGAUGUGUGGAGUUUUGGUAUAUUGAUGUGGGAGAUAUUUUCUGGUGGAUUAACCCCAUACCAAGGCAUGUCAAAUGCUCAGGCCAGAGAAAGGGUGGAUGCAGGAUAUAGAAUGCCAGCAUCAGAGGGAACACCAGAAGCUAUAUAUACACUAAUGAAGAAGAUAUGGGAAUAUAAUCCAACAGAGAGACCACAUUUUGAGGCAAUCAGAAAAGAACUGAAAUCUAUACACCAUAGCUUAUAGCAAUGGAGUGAGCUGGAAUGUGAUAUUGUUCUAACUAAGUGCUCUGUACAGAUAUGUAAUUUUUGAUGCAAAAUCAUGUACUGUGAAAUAAUUUGUUUUUAUGUGUCAUACUGUUUCUAUGGAAACCUUAUAUUUUAUUCAUACACACAAUAGUUGCCUUUUCAGAAAAAGUUAAUAAAUCACAACAAUUCAACUUUUUUUGAAAAA
This is a messenger RNA of Mytilus trossulus (common blue mussel), 2891 nucleotides long. RefSeq names its product tyrosine-protein kinase Fer-like. Gene Ontology annotation, molecular function: non-membrane spanning protein tyrosine kinase activity; ATP binding. Gene Ontology annotation, biological process: peptidyl-tyrosine phosphorylation. The transcript is spliced from 18 exons. Bases 126 to 2684 code for a protein of 852 amino acids. Lineage: Eukaryota; Metazoa; Mollusca; Bivalvia; Mytilida; Mytilidae. The record is from RefSeq and is a predicted model, not a curated record.